GGCGGGCCCACAGGCUGCAGGGUGGAUAGCGGAUGCAGGGACGCGGUUUGAGCUCCUGCCCCGCCAUGGCGUUGUUGCCGCCAUGACGGGGCUAGUGCUGCUCUACUCCGGGGUCUUCGUGGCCUUCAGGGCCUGCCUGCUCGUCAUGGGAAUCUGCUACACCAUUUUUGACUUGGGCUCCCUCUUUGAUGUGGCAUGGUUCCUGACGGAGACUUCCCCCGUCAUGUGGUCAAACCUAGGCAUUGGCCUAGCUAUCUCCCUGUCUGUGGUUGGGGCAGCAUGGGGCAUCUACAUCACUGGGGAGGGGGUGAAGGCCCCCAGGAUUAAGACCAAGAACCUGAUCAGUGUCGUCUUCUGUGAGGCUGUGGCCAUCUACGGCAUCAUCAUGGCGAUUGUCAUUAGCAACAUGGUUGAGCCUUGCAGUGCUACUGACCCCAAGGCCGUUGGCCAUCAAAACUACCAUGCAGGCUACUCCAUGUUUGGGACUGGCCUCACACUGGGCCUGUCUAACCUCUUCUGUGGAGUCUGUGUGGGCGUCGUGGGCAGUGGAGCCACCUUGGCUGAUGUGCAGAACCCCAGCCUCUUUGUAAAGAUUCUCAUCGUGGAGAUCUUGGGCAGCGCCAUCGGCCUCUUUGGGGUCAUCGUUGCAAUCCUUCAGACCUCCAGAGUGAAGAUGGGUGAUUAGAUGGUCUGUGUGGGUGGGGCCACCCCCCACUCUUGUUUAUUUGUGGUUUUCCCGGGACAGCUGGAGCUGUGCCCCUUAGGCUUUCAGGGGGCUUGGUGUUCAGGGCCCUCCCUGCACUCACUUCUGCUGCCUGUGGACUUGGAGGCACUGCCUGGCUGGACCCUCAGUGUGGCUUGUGGGCUGCUGAUGACUGUGUGCAGCUUUGCACCCGUGUCCCACCUCUGCCUCCAACCCAUCUUCCCAGUGUUUGUGAAAUAAACGUGGUAUUUGUCUGGGUCAAAAAAAUGUGAAAGGGAAAUGUGUUAUAAUUCAGAAGCUUUAAUUUUCAACAAAUCAUUAGCCUAAUAUAUCUUCCUCUUGUUGGAGUUUUUAUUCUUACUGUUGCUCA
Messenger RNA from Balaenoptera musculus (blue whale), 1073 nucleotides. RefSeq names its product V-type proton ATPase 21 kDa proteolipid subunit-like. Gene Ontology annotation, molecular function: proton-transporting ATPase activity, rotational mechanism. Lineage: Eukaryota; Metazoa; Chordata; Mammalia; Artiodactyla; Balaenopteridae. Gene Ontology annotation, biological process: proton transmembrane transport. The record is from RefSeq and is a predicted model, not a curated record. The transcript has a single exon. Gene Ontology annotation, cellular component: proton-transporting V-type ATPase, V0 domain. The coding region runs from base 83 to 685 and encodes 200 amino acids.